AAAACAUCAGAGCAACAAAAAAAAUUGAUUAAGGAAAUUAUAGAUUAUUACUUUAUAGAUAAGAACGGCUUAUAUAGGAAUAUGCGCCGAAAUCAUAUUAUUGAUAUUUGCAACCUAAAAUAUAAAAUAGACAGAUCUUCAAUUCUUCCCUUCACAAGUAUAGAAAUGGUACCUUCCUACACCCGUGUGCCAGAGAAUGAAUACAAUCCAGAGAGCAUAGAGGACUUUGUACAAGACGAGGCAUUACAGUACAGUGACCAUGUGGAGACAAUGCUUUUGAAUCUGUUCACGUGUCUUACAUACAACCCAGAAACCAAUGUAUGUUCAACUGAGCGUAUACCUGGUGCCUCUACAGCACUAAAAGUAUUUUUUAAUAAAUAUUCAGUACCCACAGAGAGUGCAAGCCAGGAAAAACACAGAGACUGGUGCAGAGUUGUAUCAAGGUUGAGCAAUCCAAACAUUAGGUAUGUAAGAGAGAGUAGAACAGAGCUGUGUGGUGGGCUAGAGAACAUUAUAUAUGUGAUAUAUGAGCUGUUUGGUGAAAAUAUUAAUAUAAGAGCUGCUAUAGAAGGUACAAUUAACAGUUCACACAAUAGAAGGGCAGAAAGAGUAGAGAGCAUAAAAGAAUUAUUUUUAAAUAUUCUUACUUGUCUCGCCACUAGUCACAAAAUCAGUAUUGAAUCAUCAGAACUAGAAUACUUACCUACUGAGAAUCUGAUGUUUGGUAUGUUUGGAAGCAUUGUACUCGGUUUUGAGGCUAAGGGUAAAAAAGAAAGUAUAAAACUAGACAUUUUGUCUAAGUAUUCUAAAUUUUCUCUUGUGUCUGAUUUCAGUGCCUUUUCAGAAGAUGCAAAAAAUGAGCUAAUGGAUAUGCAAAGAAUAUAUAAUUCUGCAAAAAGCCAUAUUAAAAUAACUAUUUGGAAUUAUUUAAAUAAUAGCAUAGAACGGCUUAAUAAAAAACUGCCAGCUCAAAACUACAGUGCAGUUGUUGGCAUGCUAGAUCAAAUGAGGUCGACGCCAAACUAUAUUUUCUUAUGUGGGCGUAUAAACUCUCUAUUGUAUAAAAUGUCAAUUAUAAAUUAUCGUUUAAUAUAUAGUAAUAUAAAAAAAUUGACAAAGAGCAAUCAAAUAUUACGGAUUACAUCAAAUAUUAUAGGGAGUGUUCGUCUUGAUAAUCCAAGAGAAAGAAAGAUGAUUUUACUAACCCCAUUUAUAUGCAAUUGUAACCAUAAAGAAUACUUUCCAAGCAUUGAAUAUAAUACAGAUAAUCUUCCCAUAUCAGAGUUUGGAGUUGUUGAUGUCAGAAACGCACUAAGUGUUUUAAUAGAUAUAAGUGAAACAGAGGAGUCCUUUCAAAACUCUUUCCAAUGUAUAUUAGUACAUGCUAUUUUCAAUAGGGAAUUAUUUGGCAUAUUUGAAUCAUAUAGGUCAUUUGAAAUAAUGUGCAUUAACCUAGUUAAAAAGUAUAAGCUUGUAACAUUAACAUGGACAUUACAGCGUAUAAAAUCAUCCAGAAUAGAUCAUAAUAAUGUGUUAGAUGCGAUUUGUUUCUUAUGGCUAUCAUAUGCAUGCAUAAAUACCCCAUAUAAUUUAGAAGUAAUUUAUCAUCUAUAUACAAACAUAGAUCCAUUGAAGAUUACUAGUAGGUGUAUAGCGCAUAUGACAAGUAUAAGAGGAAUGGACUUUAAUCGUAUUUUGAUGGUUCUUGAGGCAGAAAAACGCGCGCUCGGUUUAGAGACGAAUACAGAAAGUGUAGAAAAAUACGAAAGAAUAAAAAAACAUUUUCAAAGCUGUGCUACGUCUGUAGUUCCUGGAGGUUCUUCAAUCAAUCCAAUUACUAUAUGAACAAGAAAGCACUAAAAUAAGUAGACGGUACCUCUAUUGCAAUUUUUAUAAGCACAUAUAUAUUAUAAAACCCAAAUUAUUAUUAAUUAGACUGGAGUGUAGUAUAUAUUGUGUACAUUCAAUAAAUAACUGG
Nematocida parisii ERTm1 is the source of this 1978-nucleotide messenger RNA. RefSeq lists its product as uncharacterized. The record is from RefSeq and is a predicted model, not a curated record. The annotation marks the transcript as partial. The transcript has a single exon. Lineage: Eukaryota; Fungi; Microsporidia.